Messenger RNA from Panthera uncia (snow leopard), 2669 nucleotides. RefSeq names its product patatin like phospholipase domain containing 3 (gene PNPLA3). The coding region runs from base 10 to 1230 and encodes 406 amino acids. Gene Ontology annotation, cellular component: membrane; cytoplasm; lipid droplet. Gene Ontology annotation, biological process: triglyceride catabolic process; lipid homeostasis. Lineage: Eukaryota; Metazoa; Chordata; Mammalia; Carnivora; Felidae. Gene Ontology annotation, molecular function: triacylglycerol lipase activity. The transcript is spliced from 9 exons. The record is from RefSeq and is a predicted model, not a curated record.
GCCGCCGCUAUGUACGACCCCAGGCGCGACUGGAGCCUGUCCUUCUCGGGCUGCGGCUUCCUGGGCAUCUACCACAUCGGGGUGACAAGCUGCCUGAGCGAGCGCGCCCCGCACCUCCUCCGCGACGCGCGCAUGUUUUUCGGCUCCUCGGCCGGGGCGCUGCACUGCGUCACUUUCCUCUCUGGGAUGCCCCUAGACAAGAUCGUGCAUGUGCUCAUGGGCCUCGUCUAUGCUGCCAGGAGACGGAACAUUGGCAUCUUCCACCCGUCCUUCCGUGCGACUAGCUACAUUCGAGAACAUCUCCACAGACACCUGCCAGCCAACGUCCACACGCUCAUCUCUGGCAGAAUGUGCGUCUCACUCACCAGAGUGUCUGAUGGGGAAAGUGUGCUGGUGUCUGAUUUUCAGUCCAAAGACGAAGUUGUGGAUGCCUUGGUUUGUUCCUCCUUCAUCCCUUUCUACUGUGGCCUAAUCCCUCCUUCCUUCAGAGGCGUGCGAUACGUGGAUGGAGGAAUAACUAACAACAUCCCCUUCUUUGAUUCCAAAACGACCAUCACCGUGUCCCCCUUCUUUGGGGAGUAUGACAUCUGCCCUAAAGUCAAGUCCACAAACUUUCUUCACGUGGAAUUAACCAAGCUCAGUUUGCGCCUCUGCCCAGAGAAUGUCUACCUUCUAAUACGAGCGUUACUUCCUCCAGAUCUCAAGGUGCUUGGAGAGAUAUGCCUCCGCGGGUAUUUAGACGCCACCAGAUUCUUGGAAGAGAACGGCAUCUGCAGCGGGCCUCGGCAGGGCCUGAGUUUAUCUCCAGGAGAGUGGGGCUUCCUCGUGCCCCCCUCGGAACACACGAGGCCGGGGUCUCCCCCGAGGGCGGCUGCCUGGGGGACGAAGAUGGAGGGAGACGAGCUGCUGGACCACCUGCGUGUCAGCAUCCUGCCCUGGGACGAGAGCAUCCUGGAGACCCUGCCGCCCAGGCUCACCACAGCUCUGAGUGAAGCAAUUAAAAGCCAGCAGAGAUACAUGAGCAAGAUUUGCAACUCCUUGCCAGUUAAGAUCUUGUCCUUUGCGAUGCUGCCUUGUACGUUGCCCGUGGAAUCUGCCAUUGCUCUGGUCCAGAGACUGGUGACGUGGCUUCCAGAUAUUCCUGAGGACAUCCGGUGGCUACAGUGGAUCACCUCGCACGCGUGUUCUCAAGUGGUGACGCAUCUCUUCCCCACGCGCCAGGUUAUGUGAAUCAGUGAGGUGUUAGCAAGCCUUAGGAAAAAUCCGGUGCACAGACGGGCAUCCCCGGCCCCCAGGCAGGAGCCCAGCACAACAGAAGGGGCUUGUGGUCCGUGCCCCUUUUUCCUCAAUGGCCCCUUCCCGCUUCUGUACUCCCAGAGCCUCGACAGAGACAAAGAGACAGGGACCUACCUUCUCCCCAGGUGUGGUUUGUCAGCAAGGACAGAGUAAUGUGACUCAAGGUGAAACGUGUUUUCAUUUAUGCAUUCGAGUGGAACAGAAAAGACACUGAUCGGCUCAAAAUCCUCAGCAUCGGCUCACAAAGCUGCAGCCGUCACCUAUGCUGUGUAAGCACGUUGCAGCUGAAGAACCAGCAGGUUCAGACAGAGCACUUCCUUGCAAACACAUCCCCUUGAAAAGAGAAUGUGGUUCUAGGAACAGCCUCUGGGUGAGCCUUGAGCUGCCAUGAGACUGGGACCUCCCAGGCAGGCUCCUUGUGAACAUUCGGGGCCACCGCCCAGCGCCCAGAACCCCGCUUUGUGGCUCCUUGCUGGGUCCUUGUGUCUCCAGGACGUGGGCACCGAGGCUCCUGUUCUGAGAGCGCUUUGCCCCCUAAGUGAGGCAAGGGCUGGUGAGCGCUAGGUUCUCCCCGCCUCUUGAGCCCCAGAGCAAGGCACUGUCCCCCUUGCUGAGCUGGCCUGGGGGUAGGAGAGGCCGGGUCCACACCCACCUGGGCAAUUUGGAGCAUACCCUCACACCUUGCCCUGAGCCCCCGAUUCUCAAGUUUCCCGAUCACCGCAACUGUUAACAGCUGGUAGAAUGACAUGCAACUUAUUUUCUUACUACUUUCUGAAAUGGUUCAACCUCCUGAAAAUGAACACGUGUUUUAUCAUUUUUAGAAAAUGUGUGCUAAGACAAAGAAGGAUAAUAUUCUUUUAGAAAUGGCCAAGGCUCCACUCACCACCUGUGCCUUAAAUGCCACCCCACUCGCACCCCCCACAGGCCCUCACCUCUCCGGCACUGCUGAGGGUUCUUCUCAGCGCGGAAACACAUUCUGAAGUUCCUACCACCUUAGCAAACGAACCCCUUGCUCCUUACAUGGUACAUUUGUGCUCUGGAAUUUUCCACCGUCAGGAAUCAUCACUGUGUAGUCUACUGAAUGCCAGGGAGCCACAGUCUUUAUUUGGGGAACAGAUAAUGAAACUUGGUGCAGAGCAUGAACCUAGUCUUGGUUUAACCAUGACAACAGCAACAACAACAAAAGGUGUGCAUGUGGGUCUAUGGAGAAAAGACUGAAAGCACAUUCACCAGAAGCACUGAUGGUAGUGAUCAUUACGCUGUUAUCUGUAAUCGUAGUUUAUUUGCUGCACUUGUGUUUUGCAAAUUUCUAUGGUAAAUACUUAUCACUUCCACUGGAAAAGAUCUCCUAAUAAAUGUGACGUUGAAACGUU